UCAGUCACGCUUUUAAAGGAAACUGUAAAAAUGGACAAUCGAAAAUUAGGUAUUUGUGCUAUAUUUUUUGAUUUGGAUAAUACUCUCGUAAAAACUAGAAAGGCCGAUGAAGAAACUUGUAAAGAGGUAUGUGUUUGAAUGUCAUUAUAAAUAUAUUGAUAGUUAUUGUUUUAUCAUCCUUAGAUAUUUUUAAUAACAAAUAGUAUUUAAUUUCUGGUGGAAUGAACUUUCUAGUCUUUUAAACACGUUUCAUGAAAUCAGCUGUUAUUCAACAAUACACGAGUAUUAAUACAGCUGCUUAGAUAAUCUGAUUAUGUAGCGGUUUUUCAAUAAACAAAAGCAAUUGUUUUUCUUAUUUAUAUUAAUGUGGUGAUUUAAUAUGAAAUAGCAACUGUAUGAUAUUAUAUUCAAUGAAUUAUGCUAACGAAUCUUUCUAUGUAUGCUAAAUCAAGUUUAGAGGCAGUGAUUAUAGCUACAACUUAACGGUUAAUAAGUAUAUAAUAUAUUCAUGAACGUACGAUAUUAUAUUCUCGUUAUCUUAGUAUAUUUAGUAAUCUAGUUCUUAUAUCACCUUAUUGAUUAUAUAACUCAACAAGUGAUACGUGAUAAUAAGAGUUUCGUUAGAAAUAUGCAUACGUUGUAAAAAAUACUGGUUGGUUUGAUAGAACCUACGUAUUAUCUGUCAGCAUUUCAUAGCAAAAAGAAGAAAAUAAGGUUAAAUUAUGUUUACAGAAUCUAAAGUCGUAGGUAAACGACUGAAAUAUCUAAAAAUAAGUAAGUCGAUACCGAGACGCUAGAAAUAUCCGAAUAUAGAAAUUUGUGAUGCCCGACACUAAAAAUAUCUUAACUAUGAAAUCUGCUGAAGCGCUACGAUCGUUAGUCUUUUCUUGAUCACUCUCGAGGUUACAAUAAAUUUAACUUUAUUUGUACUGCCAUUUGUUUAUCUAAAAUGGGUGAAGUGUCAGAUGCUGUAAAGAAGUGCUGUAAUAUUUUAAAAAAUUCAUCAAGUGAUACCGAAAAAUUUGCUGCUUUAUUUAUGGUUACAAAAUUAGUAAAAGGAAAACACGCGACACCAAAUGCCAAGAAAGCAAUUUUUGAGUCUAUUGGAUUUGACUUCUUACGAAGGCUUUUACUUACCACUGAUGUACCUGUUGAUUGUCCCCCUUCUAUUUACAAGUCAGUUGCUUUAUCAAUAAUAACAGUAUUUUGCAAUGAAGAAGAGUUAGCUACGAAAAAAGAAAUGUUAGACUUUGUUCCAGCAUUUCUCGAUAUAGUAAAAGCAGCCGAUGAUGUUGAAAAUGAUGAUAGUCUUAUGGCAAUAGGAGAGGCUUACAAUUGUAUUAAAGGUAUAGCAUCCUAUGAACCAGGUCAGAAAAAACUAAUUGAAGCUAAUGCUGUUGAUAAACUUGGUGAAAUAUAUUCACAAGGCAGUUUUCAGUCCGAUGAAGCACUAAACAUUAUGGCAGUUCUAAUAGCAAAAGAUCCAGCAUCCUGGAAUAACAAAGAUCCAAAAGCUUAUCAUGCAUUAUUAAAUAAAAUUGCAGUUGACUUUGAAACAGAUCAAGAUAAAAGAAAAUUUGAAAUUUGUGAAGUGCUUCAUGCUUUAGUGUAUAACUGUCCUAAAACUAAUAUUUCUGAUUUUGCUUCCACUGAAACAUGGCCUCAAAGUAUUUAUAAAGGUUUAUGUGAUAUUCUACAGAGUAAGAUAACAGCUGCUCAGAGAAAUCCUGCAUUAUUUCUUACGUCUAGUGUACUACAUUUAUUAGGAAUUGAGUGGCUCUUUUCUGAUGAAGAAAAAGGUAAACAAAUGUUUCUUUUACUUAUUCAGUUGGCUUCGAUAGAGGUUAGAAUGCAGUUAGAAGGAAAAAAUCUUAAAUCUUUAUCACCUCACCAUAACCUUAUUACAGCCUGUUACUUAAUAUUAGAAGUAUCAAUAAAUUUUAUAACUGAUGAUCAAAUUGAUCUUGAACAAAAAGAAAAACAGACAUUAUAUACCAGUUUGAAGGGAGCAUUUACAGUUGUUGUCACAUUAUUGUUAAAAAUUCAAGCCGACAAAUCAAAACCAUCAGGUGAAGAGAAAUUAUUCAUAUGUGGCACUAUAAGAGUUCUUGCAGCUUGGUUAGCACAAGAAACUGCAGCAAUGAGGCCUCAAAUUUAUCAACUGCUUCCAUUUAUCCUUGACUUAGCAAAUGAAACUUUCUAUGCUUAUAGAGAUCGUAGAGUAGCUGAAAAAGCAGGCAAGCCAGGGGAAAAUAAUAUACUAAGUAAUAUUGAUUUGCUCAGAGUUAUGUUACCUGCUCUUUGUCACUUAGCUGUUGAAGAUGAAGCAAGAAAGUUAAUGUUGAAAAUUAAGGAAGAGAAAGUUUUAUUAGAUGUGUUAAAGUUCCAUUGGACCAUAGUACAUUAUAAAAGACCUCCUGUCCCUAGAGCUGAGAGAUUAAAAUACUUAAACCAACCUCAACCUGAGUUAACUCCUGAUAUUUUGGAGGAUAUGAAAGACUCUAGGACAGCUAUGAUUAGUACUUGCAAUUUAUUAAUGAAUUUAACCGUAUUGGAGGCCAAAUAUGUAGAAGAAUCAGAAGCAUGUAAUGAAUUACUGAAAUUUGUAUUUGAAAAUUUACCUGAAUUGAAAGAUAUACCUGAAAACUUAGUUCUCCAUGGAAAUAUGGCUAUUUUGGGAUUACUGUUACUUAAACAACUAUCAAAUAAAGUGAAGAAGAAUGAUUUUUCAAUAUGUAGGUACAUUCAAGCUACUAUAAGAUUUUUGUGGGAUGCUUAUAUUAUUGAUGAAUCUAAUGAUCCUACUGCUCUCGUGGUUUCAAUGGCAUAUAAAGAACACUGGAUGGAAAUUAUGGAAUUAUGGUUUUUGGGUAUGCAGACUUUAGCUGGAGUAAUUUCUGUUAUUCCUUGGAUAUCUGAAUUUGCAAUUGAAAGUGGAUGGGCCGAGGGAAUUAUCCAACUUUUGAAAAAAGUUAAAAUCGGUUCAUUACCUCCAAAUGUCAAAUCUGCAUUUGAGGAUUUCCUGUGCCAUUUGGUGGAUGCCAAUGAUAAUGUGAUAGAGGUUCUGAAGAAGGCAGAAGCUUUGAGAGUUUGUAGAAAUCAUAGAUUAAUGGAUUUGGGUAAAAAACUAUUUGGUGAUUAAUUCCUUAUUAUUAUUAUAUAAAGUAUGUAAAAGUAAUGGAUUAUAUAUAACAAUUUAAUGGCAGUAAUGCUUAUUAUAAUAUGUCAUUCAUUUUUUAUAUUAAUUUUCUAUAAAUAAUUGAAAAAUUAUUCAAAUCUAUGCAGUGGGGGAUUUACAGAUUUGUCUCCUAUAGUAACCACUGAAAUUAAAUGGCUUGUUUCACAAAUAUUACACAAACUAUAAUAAUUUUUUAUCAAUAAAAUUUGAACUUUAUAUUUUAAAAACUAAUAUUCCUUUCAGGAUCCUUGCUUAUUGUCAUGGCAAAUAAUUGUUAAAAGACAUUAUUUUAAGUAGAAAAUUUCAAUCAUGUACUACCAAAGUAAGGUAUGAAUAAAGCUUCCUCGACAAAUAAUGUUGAUACUUAAUUUCCAUUACACUCACAGUUUAACAACAAUAAAAUAAAUAUUUUUUAGUUAUCUGUUAGUAUUCCAGCUUAAUUAUAAAAAAAUUACAAUACGUUUUUGUGGGACUCUGAAUUUGGAAAAUCAUGAUCACAAUAGUAUAUUUAGAACUGUUUCAUUUAGAAACGUUCAAGUACUCAGUAUACUGCAUAUGAAACUAUAUUUCAAUUUUAUAUUAAAUUAAUUUUAUCUGUAAAACUCGUCUUCUCAGAGUGAUUAAUAUAUAUUUUUUUCAUUUUACAAGUCGAAAAUCGAAAAUUUAUGAAUAAAAUUUGCCAAUCCUCGAAAUCUACCACCCUAGUCCACAGCAGCCUUCUCAGCCUGCUGGUAAAUCCACCACUGACUUUUUUAUAAUGUUAUGAUAAAUUGUUUUAAAAAUAUAUCUUGUUUCCAAUCUAUAUAACUUGGAUUAAUACAAUAAGUUAAUUCUUCCAUAUAUGUAACAACAAAAAAUUUGUUUGGUGUCCCAUUAAGUAUAUAAAGAAUAAUAUUUGCUUAGGGAGUAUUGGAUUAUCUGUUUUUUAAUCAAAUAAAAAAUAUAAUAUCAAACAAAUUUUAAAAUAUAUGAGUGUUUCCAUCAUAUUAUCUCUAACAAGAACAAACACAAGUAGAUCUUUCAAUUUUAGUUUACAGUUAGGAUUUUAUAAUUAAACUUUAAAUAGUGAAUUUCUACCAAUGAAUUAUAUAUUACUCAUUCUAACUAUAUUUUCUGAAAACUGCUGAGUAUGUUUAUUUCUGAAAAAACUAGUUAUAAGAACUUAUCACAAAGCUGUAAAUAUAAUUUUGAUUUAAGUAAUAAAAGUUUAUGAAACAUCAAUUAUCAAUAUUGAUGGGUUUUAAUAUUAAACUUGUGUAAGUGGUAAAGUAAUAGUCAACAAGAGAGUGAUUUUUGAUGCCAUCAUUGAAAAACUGUUUGUACUAAAUAAAUCAAAAAUAAAUUAGUUUCGUUAAAAUCUGGUUGGUCAGUAUUAAUCUAGCAGUUCAUUGAUAUUGUUCAAAAUAUUUUCGUUAUAAAUAGUAUUUGGAGAUUUGAUUGUACUUUUGUAAUCUAUAUCAGUCUCUUGAAGUUUUCUUUUGUUUUAUUCCUAGUUUGAUGGUUAUCUUAUUGCCUGUUUAAAAAUAAACUUUCUUAGGUCAGAUUUUUAGUACUUUAUUCAUUAGUGCUAUGAAUUUCAAGUAUAAAACAUGUGAACAUAAGAUUAUAUAAUAUAAGUAUUUCAUUCGUUUUAUCAACAUUUUUACCAUGUUUACUGUAAUUGAAUAUUUUCACAUUACCUAUUUAUAUAUGAUAUGUUGUAAGAGACUGCUAUUCAUGGAGCUAGGGUCAUUAGUGCUCAAUCAUCAUUAUGAUUUGAGAAAUAUCUUAAUUCAAUUUUCAUUACUUUUGGCCGAAAUUACCAUCUAUUCAAAAUGUACUGAUAUAUUUCAUAUUGUUGCUGUUGGUUUGUGUAUAUUCUUUAAUUUUAUGAUUUGCACCAUGUAAUAUUAUGAAGCUAGGUUUUUUACAAUUAAAAUUCCUUUAUUGUUAUUUCUUCUUGUAUUGAAAACAGUAUCUUUAUUUAUUUAAUUACUUAUAAGUUUUGUUCUUUUAUACUAUAUAUUAGCGACCGUCUACAAGAAAAUAUCCCAAAUUUAUUGUUAAUCAUAGAUCCCAACAUAAGUUAUGUUCACUAGUAAUAUAUUAUCUGGAAAUUAUUUAAAGUAUCAGCUUGUUUUAAAUGAAUGAAUUAUUUACAUAUUUUCUUUUAUGGCUUUGACAUCUAUUUUAUUUGGCUUUCUUAUCUUCUUCUUAUCUUAAGAGUGAGGCCAGUGUCUUUACAAGUCAUUAUUUUAUUUACCAAAUCUAUACUUAAAUUGUUUUUUUUAUGUAUUAUACUUUAUACUAUUUUUAUAAACAUAUUAACGCCUAGUGUGUGCUGAAGACAUUGUAUUUUGAUUAAAAUUUUGAAAGUGUAAAGUUUGCAUUUGUUUUUUGUAUUAAUAUAGAUUUUGUAAAAUUUUUAUAAUGUAUGGAAUCAAAUAAAAUUGCAUUCAACACUGUAA
Diorhabda carinulata is the source of this 5625-nucleotide messenger RNA. Its product is annotated as neurochondrin homolog. Gene Ontology annotation, cellular component: dendrite. The transcript has a single exon. NCBI's taxonomy places the organism in Eukaryota, Metazoa, Arthropoda, Insecta, Coleoptera, Chrysomelidae. The record is from RefSeq and is a predicted model, not a curated record. Gene Ontology annotation, biological process: neuron projection development; regulation of neuronal synaptic plasticity. The coding region runs from base 950 to 3142 and encodes 730 amino acids.